CGUUUGCCCAUUUUUUUUAGUGUUCAUAAUUUUGGAAAGUCUGGUCAUCCAAGAAAUAUGUACUCCUUAGUACCCAUGUUAUAAGGAUCGGAGUAAACUUUCCCGUGCAUAUAUGAACCCAUCCAAACACCUCAAGCUCUUCAGGGAGUGUAUAAAUUCUGGGGAUUUGUCGCAUGCUCGGAAGCUGCUCGACAAAAUUCCUGACUCAGAUUUAAGGUCAUGGACCAUACUGAUUUCAGCUCAUACCAAACGGGGUCAUCCGAAAGAAGCAAUACGAGUCUAUGAUGAACUGCUAGUCCGCAAUGUGCGUCCUGAUCGGUGGGCGUUACUGUCAGUUGCCCAGGCUUGUGGCUUUGCAAGGGACCUAAGAAAGGCAAAAGAGAUUCACGAAGAUGCCAUUCGAUUCGGGUUUCGGUCCGAGCUGGUGAUUGGGAAUGCGCUGAUUGACAUGUACGGCAAGUGCAGACACUCUGAAGGCGCAAGAAUGGUUUUUGAUGAUUUAGCUGUGAAGAAGGAUGUCAUUUCUUGGACGGCGAUGUGUUCUUGCUACAUGAAGUGUGGUGUUCCGAGAGAGGCGAUUCAGAUUUUCCGUCGGAUGAUGCUUUCUGGUGUUUCGCCAAACUCUUUGACAUUGUCGUCUGUUCUUCCAGCUUGCUCGCGCCUGAAGUACUUAGCUUUGGGCAGAGAGAUCCAUGGGCAUGUUAUCAGGAAAGGAAUGGGAGACAACGUGUUCAUAAGCAGUGCAUUAGUGGACAUGUAUGCCAGUUGUUCAAGAAUCAUGAAAGCAGAAUUGGUGUUCCUUAGCAUGCGUAAGCGUGACGAUGUUCUGUGGAAUGUCGUUCUGUCGGCAUAUUUAUCACAUGGGGAAUGUGAGAAGGCAAUGCGUCUUUUUUCCCAGAUGAGAAACGAACUUGGCGUCGCACUGAACCAGGAUACCUGGAAUGCUGUUAUCAGUGGGUUCGCGCAGUGUGGAGAAACAAAAAAAUCAUUUGAAUUGCUAGCAGAAAUGCAGAAAUCAGGGACAAAACCCAACUUAAUCACAAUCACUGCAGUCGUUCCUAUCUGCACGAAUCUGGGAAGCUUGAAAGCUGGGAAGGAGAUUCACUGUUUUGUCUUCCAUCACGGAUUCCUCAAUGACAUCACUUCAGCCACAGCUUUGGUGUUCUUGUAUGCAAAGUGUGGUUCUCUGGAACUAUCAAGAAGAACCUUUGAUCUGAUGCUUGGAAAAGACACUGUUGCUUAUAACACGAUGAUUUUCGCGAAUUCAAUCCAUGGGAAUGGAGAGGAAGCCGUUUUGCUUUUCAAUGAGAUGAUAAGUUCUGGUUUGCAGCCAAACACGGCGACCUUUACAGCUGUACUGUCUGGGUGCAGCCACUCGCGGCUAGUUGAUGAGGGCCAAAUGAUCUUUCAUUCAAUGGCUAAAGAUCAUGGAGUUGAACCAGAUGAACAACACUAUUCCUGUUUGGUUGAUGUUCUGAGUCGCGCUGGUCGUUUGGAAGAAGCUUAUUGUUUCAUUAAAGAAAUGCCCAUGGAGCCAAGUGCCACUGCAUGGGGAGCAUUGCUUGCUGGAUGUAAGGUAUAUAAGAAUGUCAGGUUGGGACAAGUUGCUGCAAAUCAGUUGUUUUUGGUUGAGCCAGAAAACCCAGCAAAUUAUGUCAUGUUAUCAAACAUCUUUGAAGCUUCAAAGCUAAGGGAAGCGGGAUUGAAAACCAGGGAGCUGAUGAGAGACAGAGGAAUUACCAAAACGCCCGGAUGCAGCUGGGUUCAGGUGAAGAACAAGACGCACACGUUCGUUUCUGGGGAUAAAACCCAUGUCGAGAGCGAAAAGAUUUACAGAUUUCUGGAAGAAAUUCAAGAGAAGAUGAGAAUGGCGGGGCGUCUACCGCAUACUGAUUAUGUUCUUCAGGAUCUUGACACAGAGGAGAAGGAAUUGAGUUUGUGCCAUCAUAGCGAGAAGCUUGCCGUUGCCUACGGGAUACUGAAUUUGAAAGGGGUUUCAACUCUUACUGUCUUUAAGAACUUGAGGAUAUGUGGAGAUUGCCAUGACACCAUCAAGUUCAUAGCAGAAUCUUCUGGGGUUAGGAUAGUUGUGAGAGAUUCUUUAAGGUUUCAUCACUUUAAGGAAGAUGGCUUAUGUUCCUGCAAUGACUUCUGGUGAAGCCAUCCAGCCACAGUUCAGAUGUGUUGUUUUAAUGGUAAGCAACUUAUUGUAUCUAUGUUCAAUAUAAUGUGAGAAAUUCA
This is a messenger RNA of Cuscuta campestris, 2241 nucleotides long. The record is from the annotation of a GenBank genome assembly. NCBI's taxonomy places the organism in Eukaryota, Viridiplantae, Streptophyta, Magnoliopsida, Solanales, Convolvulaceae.